This is a messenger RNA of Triplophysa dalaica, 776 nucleotides long. RefSeq names its product tumor necrosis factor receptor superfamily member 5. The transcript has 8 exons. Bases 27 to 776 code for a protein of 249 amino acids. Gene Ontology annotation, molecular function: protein binding. Gene Ontology annotation, biological process: positive regulation of cytokine production involved in immune response; defense response to Gram-positive bacterium; defense response to Gram-negative bacterium. Gene Ontology annotation, cellular component: external side of plasma membrane. NCBI's taxonomy places the organism in Eukaryota, Metazoa, Chordata, Actinopteri, Cypriniformes, Nemacheilidae. The record is from RefSeq and is a predicted model, not a curated record.
AUUGAUUUUCUUUAAAACGAAACAUAAUGAAAUCGACGUUUUUAAAACUUCGUCUUGUUCAAGUAACUGUAUCUGUUCUUUAUUCCCUUGUCGCGUUUGGAAAUACUUGUGGCCCAAGUGAAUAUAAAUCAGCUAAAGGGGAUUGUUGUCCAAUGUGCAAUAUAGGGUCAGUGGUUUAUCAUGACUGCAUUGGGGAUUUUAGCACAACCUGCAUACCAUGUUCACAUGGAAAGUUCAUGGAUAAACCCAAUGGUCUUUAUAAUUGCUCUAUAUGCAAACACUGUAGUGAAAGUAAAGGCCUUUACAUUCAGAGUCAAUGUAGUACAAUAAAAGACACCGUCUGUGAUGUGCUUGAUGGAUAUCACUGUACUGAUUUCACCAAUUCACAGUGCCAGCAUGCACUAAAGCACAGUGUAUGUGAACCAGGAGAAGAAAUAAAAACACCAGGAACAAAGACCGCAGAUACAGUGUGUGAGGUCUGUCCUCCUGGCUUUUAUUCUCCAACAGGUGUAAACUGCACAAUAUGGACAGAUUGUGCAGCCAAGAAUGAGAUUGAGACAAAAGCUGGCAGCUCUAUAACAGAUGUCACGUGCAUACAGCAGAAACGGAGCAGAUAUUGUAUUAUUGCAGCUGUAGCUGCAGCAGUCAUACCUGUAGCCAUAAUCUACUUCUUAGGAUCACAGAUAACGCAGUGGAUUACAAGUUGUGAAUUGAAACAUCCUAUAGAAGAAACAAACGAAGGCUGCCAACCCAGUACAUCACAUCAGAUGCCAUAA